Cyphomyrmex costatus is the source of this 1524-nucleotide messenger RNA. RefSeq names its product Regulator of chromosome condensation 1 (gene Rcc1). The record is from RefSeq and is a predicted model, not a curated record. The transcript has 6 exons. NCBI's taxonomy places the organism in Eukaryota, Metazoa, Arthropoda, Insecta, Hymenoptera, Formicidae. Gene Ontology annotation, cellular component: cytoplasm. Bases 122 to 1414 code for a protein of 430 amino acids. Gene Ontology annotation, molecular function: guanyl-nucleotide exchange factor activity.
UCUGUUCCUCGACGUACUUCACGAGUUGCGCAACAAUAGCAAGGUUUAGAGCAUUGUGGCUUUUGGCGCCAACAGAGCGAACGACAAUAUAUCUUUGCAAUCCGCGAAAACUAACAGCAAAAUGCCACGGAAAACUACGAAACGAACGGCCGAGGACCCCGUGCAAACGGACAAGGCGCCAAAACAGAUCAAGAAAAAGCAAGGAUUAAGUGUAAAACCUGACUUGCGAUCGCUUUCAAUUGGUGGUGUUAUGCUUGUAUUCGGACAAGGCGAUUUUGGACAGCUUGGUCUAGGAGAGGAUGUCACUGAGAAAAUGCGUCCAGCAGCCAUAUCUGAUUAUCAAGACGUUAUAACUGUUGCUGCUGGUGCUAUGCAUAAUGUAUGCCUGAGAAACACAGGAGAAGUGUUAACUUUUGGAUGUAACGACGAAGGGGCGCUUGGACGAGACACUACCAAGGAAGGAUCUGAGACAAUACCGGGCAUAGUUGAAUUACCUGGUAGAGCCAUUCAGGUGACAGCUGGAGAUUCGCAUACCGCUGCAUUGUUAGAUGAUGGUCGAGUAUUUGCAUGGGGCACAUUUAGGGAUACACACGGUUCUAUGGGAUUAACAUUGAAAGGAAAUGAGCGAUUCCCUAUAGAAGUAUUAUCUGAUGUAAAAGUUGUCAAAAUAGCAUCAGGUAACGAUCAUUUAGUGUUACUUAGUGAAAACGGACGUGUAUAUACUUGUGGACGCGGUGAACAAGGACAAUUAGGACGAGUAGCUGCACGUACAGCCAGUAGAAAUACACGACAAGGAAUAGGUCUGCUAUUGACUCCAGGCAUAGUUGAAUUUAAAAUCAGGAAGAAAUUAUAUUUUGACGAUAUAUGGGCUGGGAAUUUCUGCACUUUUGCUAAGGAACAUGAAAAAGGAGAUAUAUAUGUAUUUGGUUUAAAUAAUUUCCACCAAAUUGGUUUGAAGGAUAAUGACAUCCACUUUCACCCACAAAUAUCGAAAACCUUUAGCGGCAAAGUAUGGAAACAUAUUAGUAGUGGAGAACACCAUACCAUAGCCUUGGAUGAUGCGGGACAAGUUUUUGUGAUGGGUCGCAAAGAAUAUGGUCGCCUUGGUCUUGGACCUAAUUGUUCAGACGCGGAAGAACUUACAUUAGUUUCUGCUUUAAGUUCCACUAAAUGUAUUGACAUAGGUGCGGGAAGUAGAGAAUCUUUUGCCGUCACAGAAUCUGGUGAUUUAUAUUCAUGGGGUAUGGGAACUAAUGGAAAUCUUGGGACAGGAGAUGUAAAAGAUGUCGAAGAACCAGUAUUAGUUAAGGGAAAGCAAUUAGAGGGUAAGACAGUGGUAAGAGUUUGCGGCGGCGGUCAGCACACUUUGGCUUUGGCAACAAUUCGUCCAGUGAAAGAUAAAACUGCUGGUUAAUGUUGAACAUUAUAUUUCGAAAUAUUAUGUGAUACAAAUUUAGACAAGAACGAGAAAAAGCCAUUUAUAUCCUUACUACUUAAUUUCUUAAUAUUGGCGAUGUUACCUUG